Messenger RNA from Mytilus trossulus (common blue mussel), 1247 nucleotides. Its product is annotated as mitochondrial import inner membrane translocase subunit Tim10-like. The transcript has 2 exons. Gene Ontology annotation, cellular component: mitochondrial inner membrane. Gene Ontology annotation, biological process: protein insertion into mitochondrial inner membrane. The record is from RefSeq and is a predicted model, not a curated record. Bases 102 to 392 code for a protein of 96 amino acids. Lineage: Eukaryota; Metazoa; Mollusca; Bivalvia; Mytilida; Mytilidae.
CUCGCCAUGUAUUGUACUUCCGGUUUAUCCGGCUACCUGCACGUGGAAACCCACUAACUAUAUUACAACAUUUUUUUUUAUUUGAAGUAUUCACAUUUAAAAUGGCAACGCCUUCUUUAAAUGAAGCCCAGUUAAAGCUGGUAUCGGAUUUAGAAUUAGAAAUGAUGGCAGAUAUGUAUAACAGAAUGACCACUGCCUGUCAGAAAAAAUGUGUACCACCCAAGUAUAACGAAGCAGAUUUAUCUAAAGGUGAAUCAGUGUGUUUAGACAGAUGUGUAUCCAAGUACUUAGAAAUGCACGAUAAUAUAGGAAAGAAAUUAACAUCUAUGUCACAACAAGACGAGGCUACUGUGAAGAAAAUCCAGGAUCAAAUGCAGCCCCAAAAAUCUUAACAUAAACUGUUUAAAUAGUUGUGAUAUUACAAUUAAAGUAUUUAUACAAUGAAGAAAUGUACAAGAGACUAACAGGAAAAAGUGUAAUCAGUACAAGGAAUAGCAGGCCAUUGAUAAAAAGAUGAAUUGACUCACUAUCAUCAGCUGUUCUUGUGGUAUUUCAAAGGUGGCAUUUAGUUGACGGUACAUUCGAAUUCAUGAUCAGUUGUCAAUAAUUCAAAAAAUACACUAGACAAUCAAUAUUAAAUUUAUUAUGUUAUUAUUAAUUCUUAAAUUUUAUAACUACAUUCAGGAAGUUUUUCUAGUAAAAAUUUCAUUUUACUGCUUGAAAUUUUCACUGGUUUUCUCUGACCUUGAAAAACUAAAUUGUAAACAUGUCUAUUGGGCAUGAUGGGAAAUUGCAUAAUACUUUUCUUUUCAAACUCAAAUUCAACUUCUUCUUGAUGUUUUUUUUUGUUUUCUUCUGAAUUAAAAGUAUAAAUAUAUCUCCAACCUGAUUUCUCUAGCUUUCAAAUCACUGUUGUAGAUCAUGUUUGAUUAUUUUAAAAUUAAAUGAGUAUUGAUCAUGUUGAUCAACAAAAUGAUUGGUGUAAUUUAUUUCUAAAUUUGAGCAGUUCUGUACUAUGACUCUAACAGUUUCCAAUGGCCGCUGUCGUUUGAUUACAUGCAUAUUGUUGUGAUUAAAAUAAGUUUUAAUAUAUAUCAAGAUGUGUUGUAACUUGAUGAGUAAAUAUUUUUUUAAGUUUAUAUUCAUUUGGUUCUUUUUGUAUGAGAACACAAUGUUAAAGUUAACCAACUCAUGCAGUGUUUGUUUUCAUUAAUGUCAUGUGUCCAAUAAAUUUGUGUUUACAUGUA